This is a messenger RNA of Mustela erminea (ermine), 1640 nucleotides long. RefSeq names its product TNF superfamily member 15 (gene TNFSF15). Gene Ontology annotation, cellular component: membrane. Gene Ontology annotation, molecular function: tumor necrosis factor receptor binding. Gene Ontology annotation, biological process: immune response. Lineage: Eukaryota; Metazoa; Chordata; Mammalia; Carnivora; Mustelidae. The transcript has 4 exons. The record is from RefSeq and is a predicted model, not a curated record. The coding region runs from base 367 to 1134 and encodes 255 amino acids.
UCAUUCGCCCUGCCCACUGACUUGAUGGAUUUUUUUUCUCCUCCUCCAGGGACUUUCCUAACUUCCUUCUGUAAACGAAGGAAGGAGCACAUGAGCACACUGUAUAUAAAUACGCUUGGGAAAGCUUUCUUCUUCUUCUUCUUUUUUUUUUCCUAAACCAAACUUGGUUUCUGUUGUAGGCGGUGCAUUCCCUAGUGGGGCGGGGCCCAGUGUGUUGUGGAGGGGGAGGGGAGAGGCCAGGGGGAGGAGUAGGCAGUGAUUAAUGCACCCACUGUGAGAACUUGCCUCCUAUUUAAUGGAGGGUCUCUCUGCCCAGGGGGAGUCAGAGCCCUCUCUGGACAGAGCCGUCUCUCGACCAGCAGGAGGAUGGCAGAGAAUCUGGGGCUGGGCUUCGGGGAAACGGCCAGUGUGGAAAUGCUGCCUGACGAAGGCAGCUGCACGCCCAAAGCCAGAGCCAGGCUGGCAGCCAGGAGCAGCACACACUGGGCCCUCACCUGCUGCCUGGUGUCGCUCCCCAUCCUGGCAGGACUUACCACCUACCUACUCGUGGGCCAGCUCCGGGCCCAUGGAGAUGCCUGUGUGUUCCAGACUUCAAAAGGACUAGAAUUUGGAUCUUCACAUCAGCGAGCUUAUGCAUCUACCGGAGCUGGUGGAGAUAAGCCAAGGGCACAUCUGACAGUUGUCAGACAAAGUCCCACGCAGUCCUCGAAAAAUCAGUUUCCGGCUCUGCACUGGGAACAUGAACUUGGCUUGGCCUUUACCAAGAACCGGAUGAACUAUACAAAUAAAUUCCUGGUGAUCCCAGAGUCGGGAGACUACUUUGUUUACUCCCAGGUCACAUUCCGGGGGACCAAAUCUGAGUGUGGUGAAAUCCGCCAAGGGAGCCGACCGAACAAGCCAGACUCUAUCAUCGUAGUCAUUACCAAGGUAACAGACAGCUACCCCGAGCCGACCCAGCUCCUAAUGGGGACCAAGUCAGUGUGUGAAGUAGGCAGCAACUGGUUCCAACCCAUCUACCUAGGGGCCAUGUUCUCCUUGCAGGAAGGGGACAAGCUGGUGGUGAACGUCAGUGACAUCUCUUUGGUGGAUUACACAAAAGAAGAUAAAACUUUCUUUGGAGCCUUCUUGCUGUAGGGGUGAGGCAAGCAUCCUUAUGUGAAGGUCCUCUGCCUCCUUGUUCUUAAUUUUCCUUCACUCAUAUGCAAUUAUAACAAGGUUUUUGUUUUUGUUUUUGUUUUUUUGUUUUGGAGCAUUCCACAGAAACAGUGGCUUAGCUAUGAAAUUUGAAGCCCGAAAUUUCAUAAUGUAUAUGCCUUACUGAUGAGAAUCUUAACCAGAAAACAAUAGAACGGAGCUGACAUAUGACUGUGGUUGCUUGGAAAAGGGGUGAGUUUCUAAACACUGAGACAUGACCACCAAAUGAAAGGAGGUCUACUCGGAAGAUUUCCACCCCAUUCGUACCACACACUGGCCACCAGUGGGCCCAAUUAUUGUGGGAUUUGAUCAUGAAAUAUUUGCUUCAGUUCAGGAGCCCUUGAUGAACAUCCAAAGCCGUAGAAAAUGGUGUAAACCCUAGGGCCAAAUCCUUCAAUAGUUUCUCCAAACACACACUUUAAAUCCUUGUCUUAAAAAAAAAAAAA